Trichoderma harzianum CBS 226.95 is the source of this 1150-nucleotide messenger RNA. RefSeq lists its product as hypothetical. NCBI's taxonomy places the organism in Eukaryota, Fungi, Ascomycota, Sordariomycetes, Hypocreales, Hypocreaceae. Gene Ontology annotation, biological process: mycotoxin biosynthetic process. Bases 178 to 1038 code for a protein of 286 amino acids. The transcript is spliced from 6 exons. The record is from RefSeq and is a predicted model, not a curated record.
GCGGCUUAGUUAAGAAUAUAGGCUUCGCGCUUGCAUCGACGUCAUUUGGCUUGAGAUGGCAGAAUUUUUUUCCGACAUAAUGAGCUAGCGGAGCGAAUUGAGAAAUACGAGUUUCGCUGCUGAUACCAGGAUAUCAGCUUCAUCUUUGACAUCAUUUGACUUGACGACAUCUUCACAAUGGCCAAAGAUCAUCUACGCCGGCUCCUUUCCAAUGCCUCGGACGAGUCAGAUGAGGAAGGCAGCUUACCUCGACACGUGAACAAAGAAGAAUCAAGGAAGAAAUACCUUGUUUCGAAAUCUUUUCUCAAGUCCUGCUGCUUUUUUUUACUAUUCUUAAUAGCCUGUGUUCUGUCUUUCUGGGCUGGGACACGUGUGGUUCAUGAGGAAUCAAAUACAGAUGAAUUAUGCGCAAAACACACGACUCAGUGGUCUCCUCUCAUCAGAGAUGUACCAGUUCAUUACAGCUUCAAAGAAUUCAAUGGCUCUUUCAUGAAUGAAGACAUUUAUCGAAAAGUUGGAUCACCAGAGGUUGAUAAAGCCUGGGAAGAUCUUGGGUCUGACUACCGAGCUGGUAUUAUUUCAUACAAAGAUGGUCUAGCUAGUGGGUUGGAUCCAUCAUUUGUUCAGCGAGCCGAAAAGUACGGCGGAGGCUUCAUCGUUAACGUCGAAGGAAUGCACCAUUUGCAUUGUUUGAAUCUAGUGCGCAAAGCACUCUACUUCAACUACGACCGAUAUAAAAAGUUAGGGGAGCAUGCGUUUGUAAACGAUGAUUUUAUACUACGCCUACAUGUCACGCACUGUCUAGACACUAUUCGUCAGGUCUUGAUGUGCAACGUAGAUACAGGUGUGCUCGGACAGGUGUGGGUUGACCCGAAGCAGCCAACGGCGUUUCCAGAUUUCCGCACCAAACACGUUUGCAAGAAUUAUGACGAUAUACGCAAUUGGGCAGAAAACCUUCAGGCUCCACCUCCCGAACAGAUCCCCAAUGACUACUUGGCUCGCCCAAAACAAGGAGAUGUCAUAGAAUUCACACCUUAAUAGUGUAAAUUGCAUCAUAUAAAGAGGUCUCAAUGGGUGUUUUAAUGUAUUUGAUUGCUUUGGACAUAAUGUUAAUACAUCUUGGUAUCCCCAAUACAAUAGCUCAGUUUUG